Molecule: messenger RNA, 2128 nt
Organism: Lucilia cuprina (Australian sheep blowfly)
Lineage: Eukaryota; Metazoa; Arthropoda; Insecta; Diptera; Calliphoridae
Gene: Srp54k
Product: signal recognition particle 54 kDa protein
Exons: 2
Coding region: 180-1703 (507 amino acids)
Biological process (GO): SRP-dependent cotranslational protein targeting to membrane; SRP-dependent cotranslational protein targeting to membrane, translocation
Cellular component (GO): signal recognition particle, endoplasmic reticulum targeting; cytosol
Molecular function (GO): GTP binding; endoplasmic reticulum signal sequence receptor activity; GTPase activity
Source: RefSeq, a predicted model, not a curated record
CGUUGUUUUAUUGAGAAAAAAAGUAAAAGUUUUUUCUUGUUUCUUGUAUUUUGCAAAUAAUUUUGUUGAAAAAUUCAUAAUAAAAACACACGUGAAUAUAUAUCAAUAGUUAAAUAAAAGAAGUUAAAAAAAACUAAAAACAAUUAUUAAAGUGUUUGUUGUGAUAGAACGGCUACAAAAUGGUUUUAGCUGAUUUGGGUAGAAAAAUUACCACUGCCUUGCAUUCGUUAAGCAAAGCCACCGUAAUCAAUGAAGAGGCCUUAAAUUCCAUGCUCAAAGAAAUUUGUGCUGCCCUUUUGGAAGCCGAUGUAAAUAUUCGUUUGGUCAAACAGUUACGUGAAAAUGUUAAAGCCGUCAUUGAUUUUGACGAAAUGGCCGGUGGUCUGAACAAAAGACGCAUGAUACAGAGUGCUGUCUUCAAGGAACUUAUUAAGUUGGUAGAUCCUGGUGUUAAGCCAUACCAACCUAUUAAGGGUAGACCAAAUGUGAUUAUGUUUGUUGGUCUACAGGGUUCGGGUAAAACAACAACAUGUACCAAGUUGGCUUAUCACUACCAGAAACGUAAUUGGAAAUCUUGUCUGGUGUGCGCUGAUACCUUCCGUGCUGGUGCCUACGAUCAAGUCAAACAGAAUGCCACCAAGGCACGCAUACCUUUCUAUGGUAGUUACACCGAAAUUGAUCCUGUCGUCAUAGCACAAGAAGGUGUUGAUAUGUUUAAGAAAGAAGGUUUCGAAAUGAUUAUUGUCGAUACGUCGGGUCGUCACAAGCAAGAAGAGUCUCUUUUCGAAGAGAUGUUGGCGGUGGCAAAUGCUGUUAAUCCCGAUAAUAUUAUUUUCGUUAUGGAUGCCACCAUCGGUCAGGCUUGUGAGGCUCAAGCUAAGGCUUUCAAGGAAAAAGUAGACAUUGGUUCUGUGAUCAUUACCAAAUUAGAUGGUCACGCUAAAGGUGGUGGUGCUUUGUCUGCUGUUGCUGCUACAAACUCUCCCAUUAUUUUCAUUGGUACCGGUGAACACAUCGAUGAUUUGGAGCCAUUCAAGACAAAACCUUUCGUGAGCAAGCUGUUGGGCAUGGGUGAUAUUGAAGGAUUAAUUGAUAAGGUAAAUGAAUUAAAAUUAGAUGGCAAUGAAGAACUUUUAGAGAAAAUCAAACAUGGUCAAUUUACCAUACGUGACAUGUACGAACAAUUCCAAAAUAUUAUGAAAAUGGGACCCUUCUCUCAGAUCAUGGGUAUGAUACCCGGUUUCUCUCAAGACUUUAUGACGAAAGGCGGUGAACAAGAGUCUAUGGCUCGCAUUAAACGUAUGAUGACCAUGAUGGACAGUAUGUCUGACGGUGAAUUGGACAAUCGUGACGGUGCCAAAUUGUUUAGCAAACAGCCCACACGUAUUGUACGUGUUGCCGAAGGCUCUGGUGUCAUAGAACGUGAAGUCAAAGAACUCGUUUCACACUAUACAAAAUUCGCUGCUGUCGUUAAGAAAAUGGGUGGUGUUAAGGGUCUUUUCAAACAGGGUGAUAUGACGAAAAAUGUUAAUCCCAAUCAAAUGGCUAAACUUAAUCAACAGAUGGCAAAAAUGAUUGACCCUCGUAUGUUGCAACAGAUGGGUGGUGUUGGUGGUCUACAGAAUAUGAUGCGUCAAUUACAACAGGGUGCAGCUGGUGGUCUUGGUGGCUUAGGGAAUCUUAUGGGCUUUGGUGGGAAGUGAAAUUAUUAACAGCAAAUGGGAAAAAGGAUUUACGUUCUUCUACCAAUGUUUGUUUGUUUGUUUCAUUCUUUAGUUAUUAUAUUAUUUAGCAAUAUUUUCUCUUUUGUUUUGUUAAGGGAAUUGAUGACCAUCUUAUAAUUUUCUUCCUUAUUACCAUUUCUUAUUAUUAUUAUUAUUUUUUUUUGUACCCCCAUAAGAAGACGACGUGUAUGUGUGUCAUUAGUUUUUAAUAUUUAAACAAAAAUUAUUGUGUGUUAAAACCGAGAAUUUGUUACAAACUAAUUUUUAUUAAGUUUAAGGAACGAGUUUUAAUAUCAAACACCAAUAAUAUGAAACAAGAAAUCAUUAAAUAUAUGCACGUUUCAUCUGAAUGAAUAACAAAUAAAACAUAAUUUUAAUAAAAAACCUACCCGUUUUGUAAAAAA